Messenger RNA from Arabidopsis arenosa, 869 nucleotides. NCBI's taxonomy places the organism in Eukaryota, Viridiplantae, Streptophyta, Magnoliopsida, Brassicales, Brassicaceae. The record is from the annotation of a GenBank genome assembly.
AGAGUUCCAAGAGAAUAUCACAUGGCAAUGAAAUGUGUUUCAAGGAGAUGAAUUUUGCGAUUAUCGAAACAAGUUUAACUUGGCUGAAUCUUGGAUUUAUGCAUUGUGUGAUGAAUUUUGCGAUCGACAUAUCUGGCGGUGUCUUCUUACACAUGCUGAAUCCGUUCUCGUCCAGAAGAUCAUGGAAAAGAAUCCAUGAAUAUCCGUAUAUCCCAAUGAGAGAAGGCAUGGGUUUUGCAGCAUUGGGUAAGAGACUGUUUGUGUUGGGUGGAUGUGGUUGGUUAGAAGAUGCUACUGAUGAGGUUUAUUGCUCUGAUGCUGCUAUAAACACUUGGUUUGACGUAGUACCUUCUCUUUCAACUAAAAGAUGCUACUUUGCUUGUGAAACGCUGGAUGGAAAAAUUAUAGCAAUUGGUGGGCUAGGAUUGAAUCCAAACGCUAAACGAACUUGGGACAUCUAUGAUCCUUUGACCAGAACCUGCAAAUCUUGUUCUGAUGUAAAUAUUGUCCCUGAAAUAGAAGAUUCAUUUGUAAUGGACGGAAGGAUUUAUAUUCGGGGUGGUGGUGGUGGAUCUUCCAGUGCAUCUAGCGGAAUUUGGGAACAUAUGGAUGAUGAUAUGGCAUCAGGAUGGCGAGGUUCAGCAGUUGUUGUGGCAGAUGAGCUCUAUGUUUUGGAGCUACGCUAACAAUGUGGUGCAAGGAAACAAGAAUGUGGAUUCGUAUCGGGAAGCUAUCUCAAUUGGUGAUGAAGCAGCCUUGUCGGCUUGUUUCUAUUGGAAAUAGUAUCUUUGUGAUUGGUAAGGAUUGCUCUACUGUGGUGAUUGAUGUUGAGAAUGUGAGGAAGACGACAAUGAACGGAGUAAUGGUGU